Messenger RNA from Arxiozyma heterogenica, 1443 nucleotides. RefSeq names its product rRNA-processing protein SOF1 (gene SOF1). Gene Ontology annotation, biological process: maturation of SSU-rRNA from tricistronic rRNA transcript (SSU-rRNA, 5.8S rRNA, LSU-rRNA). Gene Ontology annotation, molecular function: protein binding. The transcript has a single exon. Gene Ontology annotation, cellular component: small-subunit processome; nucleolus. The record is from RefSeq and is a predicted model, not a curated record. The coding region runs from base 1 to 1443 and encodes 480 amino acids. Lineage: Eukaryota; Fungi; Ascomycota; Saccharomycetes; Saccharomycetales; Saccharomycetaceae.
AUGAAAAUCAAAACAAUCAAGAGGAGUUCAGAUGACUAUGUUCCUGUAAAGAGCACCCAAGAAUCUCAGUUACCUCGUAAUUUAAAUCCUGAAUUACAUCCUUUCGAAAGAGCCCGUGAAUACACAAAGGCUCUUAAUGCCACUAAACUGGAAAGAAUGUUUGCUAAACCAUUUAUUGGUCAGCUAGGAUAUGGCCAUAGAGAUGGUGUUUAUGUUAUUGCCAAAAAUUAUAACAAUUUGAAUAAGUUAGCUACCGGCUCUGGUGAUGGUGUUAUUAAAUAUUGGAAUAUGUCUACUCGUGAAGAAUAUGUUUCAUUUAAAGGUCACUACGGUAUGGUGGCAGGUCUUUGUGUAACUCCACAAAUCCAAACUUUAAAAAACCAAAAUUUCAUGUUAUCAUGUGGUGAUGAUAAGACCAUUAAAUUAUGGUCUAUCAACAAUGAUGAUUUUAGUAAUAUAAAAUCUGAUGAGGAAUUGAUAACAUCAAUCAACGGUUCAGGUGCUUUAAUAAAAACAUUCUAUGGUGACCAUGCAUUCCAAGGUAUUGAUCAUCAUAGGUCAAACUCCACUUUUGUGACAGGUGGUGCACAGAUCCAGCUUUGGGAUUCUCAAAGGUCCAAACCACUGUCCAAUCUUUCAUGGGGUGCAGACAACAUUACAUCAGUUAAAUUUAAUCAAAAUGAACUUGAUAUAUUUGCUAGUAGUGGUAGUGAUAAUUCUAUCGUUCUAUAUGAUAUAAGAACAAAUUCACCAACUCAGAAGAUUGUUCAGACAAUGCGAACCAAUGCUAUAUGUUGGAAUCCAAUGGAGGCAUUCAAUUUUGUCAUAGCAAAUGAAGAUCAUAACGCCUAUUAUUAUGAUAUGAGAAAUAUGUCCCGUGCAUUAAAUGUGUUUAAAGAUCAUGUUAGUGCAGUUAUGGAUGUUGAUUUCUCACCAACCGGUGAUGAAAUUGUGACUGGUUCCUAUGAUAAAACGAUUAGAAUAUACAAAACUAAUCAAGGCCAUUCAAGAGAAAUUUAUCACACAAAAAGAAUGCAACAUGUGUUCCAAGUUAAAUAUUCAAUGGAUUCCAAAUAUAUUGUAAGUGGGUCUGAUGACGGUAAUGUUAGAUUAUGGAGAAGCCAAGCCUGGGAGAGAUCCAAUGUCAAAACUACAAAGGAAAGAACUAAAUUAGAAUAUGAUGCUAAAUUAAAAGAAAGAUAUAAGUUUAUGCCCGAAAUCAGAAGAAUAUCAAGACAUAGACACGUUCCAAAGGUUAUUAAAAAAGCGCAAGAGAUUAAGAAUAUUGAAUUAAGUUCUAUCAAAAGAAGAGAAAUGAAUGAAAGACGUACCAGAAAAAAUAAAGAAUUUGUUCCAGAAAGAAAAAAGCAAAUUGUUGGUACUGUUUUUAAAUACGACGAUAAAAAGCAUACAAAAAGUAACAAUGAAAAUAAUGAUAAUUAA